AUGCCCAUCAUCGGCUCCGCGUGGUUCAGUAUCGGGUCGUUCUUGUUGUUCAACUCGGUCGUAAACUACUUGCCAGACGCUUAUCCGAAUGUUGCAGCUUCAGUCCUUGCGGGCAAUGAUUUUUUCAGAAGCGUCUUUGGUGCGGGGUCCCCGUUGUUCGCAAACGGAAUGUAUACCAAAUUGGGGGUUGCACGGGCGAGUUCGCUUCGGGGUUUUUGUCGCUUCUGUUCAUCCCUAUCCCUUUCAUACUAUACAAGGUAA
Messenger RNA from Colletotrichum costaricense, 261 nucleotides. RefSeq names its product benomyl/methotrexate resistance protein. Gene Ontology annotation, cellular component: plasma membrane. Gene Ontology annotation, biological process: xenobiotic detoxification by transmembrane export across the plasma membrane. The record is from RefSeq and is a predicted model, not a curated record. The coding region runs from base 1 to 261 and encodes 86 amino acids. The transcript has a single exon. Gene Ontology annotation, molecular function: fluconazole transmembrane transporter activity. NCBI's taxonomy places the organism in Eukaryota, Fungi, Ascomycota, Sordariomycetes, Glomerellales, Glomerellaceae.